AUGGUAUACACUUCGUUGAUCGAGGCUCCUCGUAAUUUCAAGGAGGGUGUUGACUGGUUGGUGGCGUUGAGAGGAACUAAUGGUAGAAAGAACCUGGCGGCUAUGGGCGCCGCAGUUUACGACUUUCUCGCGGACAAGCCUGUUGGUUUGCUGCUUGUGCCAUCUCUCGAGAAAGUCAAACGUCUUUCUAAAGAAUUCCUGGAGCAGAAGGAUCUUGAGGACAAGUCGUACGUAAAAGACCUGCUGGGUAAAUUCGAUGGGCCUAUGGACAAAAACUCUAGAUCCCUAAAACAUCUAUCGGGUAACUUCGGAAGCGAUUAUAAGAACGUCGUAAAGAGCAGGGGUUUCAAACCUGACGACAUCGCAAGGAACGUAGGUGCUAUUGUUUCUAAUUGUGAGAUGCUCUUGAAGAAUAUCAAAAACCCUGACCACUAUAAUUCCGCUUACAGUUCGGAAGCGACAUGGGAGGCGUCCUGCGCAGAGAACCCGGAAGCUUGCGCAGUGGUUCUGGUGGGGAUUGCGCCAAUGUUGUACGCAGGUCUAGUGUCAUUGUGGGAUGCGACCAAUCCUGUAAUGUUUGGAUCGACGACUACAGCCGAUGCGGAUUUACGAAAAUUAGUGAAAGCCUUAGGUUACGUGGAGCCGGAAUGCCGCGAUAGCCUGAAUCGUUUCAAUGUCCGCAGGGCGUUGGUCGAUAUGAAUAAAAUAAUACUGCCUACAAUCUACGAAAUCGCAGGAUUUUGGGCUUUCUAUUGA
This is a messenger RNA of Babesia ovata, 756 nucleotides long. RefSeq lists its product as uncharacterized. The record is from RefSeq and is a predicted model, not a curated record. Lineage: Eukaryota; Apicomplexa; Aconoidasida; Piroplasmida; Babesiidae. The transcript has a single exon. The coding region runs from base 1 to 756 and encodes 251 amino acids.